Molecule: messenger RNA, 12691 nt
Organism: Sus scrofa (pig)
Lineage: Eukaryota; Metazoa; Chordata; Mammalia; Artiodactyla; Suidae
Gene: XKR4
Product: XK related 4
Biological process (GO): apoptotic process involved in development; engulfment of apoptotic cell; phosphatidylserine exposure on apoptotic cell surface
Cellular component (GO): plasma membrane
Source: RefSeq, a predicted model, not a curated record
GCGGGCGGCGGGCGGCAGGCGAGCCGGCGCAGGAGCAGAAGGAGGGGAGCCGCGCCGCCAGAGAGGGAAGCCAGGGCGAGGCGAGGAGGUGGCGGGAGGAGGAGACAGCGCGGAAAGGUGUCACAUAAAGGAGGGCGCUCCUCCGCUUCGGAGGCAUCAUGGCCGCUAAAUCAGACGGGAGGCUGAAAAUGAAGAAGAGCAGCGACGUGGCGUUCACCCCGCUGCAGAACUCCGACCACUCGGGCUCGGUGCAGGGAUUGGCUUCGGGCUUGCCGUCGGGGUCGGGAGCCGAGGACGAGGAGGCGGCGGGGGGCGGCUGCUGCCGGGACGGCGGCGGCUGCUCGCGCUGCUGUUGCUGCUGCUGCGCCGGGAGCGGCGGCUCGGGCGGCGGCUCCGGCUCGGGCGGCCCCGGCGGCGGCGGCGGCGGCGGCGGGGCGGGCUCGGCGGCGCUGUGCCUGCGCCUGGGCAGGGAGCAGCGGCGCUACUCGCUGUGGGACUGCCUCUGGAUCCUGGCCGCCGUGGCCGUGUACUUCGCGGACGUGGGCACGGACAUCUGGCUCGCCGUGGACUACUACUUGCGCGGCCAGCGCUGGUGGUUCGGGCUUACGCUUUUCUUCGUGGUGCUCGGCUCGCUCUCGGUGCAAGUGUUUAGCUUCCGCUGGUUUGUGCACGAUUUCAGCACCGAGGACAGCGCCACAGCCGCCGCCGCCUCCAGCUACCCGCAGCCUGGAGCGGAUUGCAAGACAGUGGUCAGCAGCGGGUCUGCAGCCGCGGAAGGCGAGGCUCGUCCUUCCACGCCGCAAAGGCAAGCAUCCAACGCCAGCAAGAGCAACAUCACCGCCGCCAGCAGCCGGGCCGGCGGCAAACACAGGUCUGCGUCCUGCUCCUUCUGCAUCUGGCUCCUGCAGUCACUCAUCCACAUCUUGCAGCUCGGGCAGAUCUGGAGGUAUUUCCACACAAUAUACUUGGGCAUUCGAAGUCGGCAGAGCGGGGAGAAUGACCGGUGGAGGUUCUACUGGAAGAUGGUCUAUGAGUACGCAGACGUGAGCAUGCUGCACCUGCUGGCUACCUUCCUGGAGAGCGCCCCCCAGCUGGUGCUGCAGCUCUGCAUCAUCGUGCAGACCCACAGGCUCCAGGCCCUCCAAGGUUUCACAGCAGCCGCCUCCCUUGUGUCCUUGGCCUGGGCCUUGGCCUCCUACCAGAAGGCCCUCCGGGACUCCCGCGACGACAAGAAGCCCAUCAGCUACAUGGCCGUGGUCAUCCAGUUCUGCUGGCACUUCUUCACCGUGGCGGCCAGGGUCAUCACCUUCGCCCUCUUCGCCUCGGUGUUCCAGCUCUACUUUGGGGUCUUCAUUGUCCUGCACUGGUGCAUCAUGACCUUCUGGAUCGUGCACUGCGAGACCGAGUUCUGCAUCACCAAGUGGGAGGAGAUUGUGUUCGACAUGGUCGUGGGCAUCAUCUACAUCUUCAGCUGGUUCAACGUCAAGGAAGGGAGGACCCGCUGCCGCCUCUUCAUCUACUACUUCGUGAUCCUUUUGGAAAACACGGCCUUGAGCGCCCUCUGGUACCUCUACAAGGCGCCGCAGAUCGCAGACGCCUUCGCCAUCCCCGCGCUGUGUGUGGUGUUCAGCAGCUUUUUGACUGGCGUGGUUUUCAUGCUGAUGUAUUAUGCCUUCUUUCACCCCAACGGACCCCGAUUCGGGCAGUCACCAAGUUGCGCUUGUGAGGACCCGGCCGCUGCCUUCACUCUGCCCCCAGAGGUGGCCACCAGCACCCUGCGGUCCAUCUCCAACAACCGCAGCGUCGCCAGCGACCGCGACCAGAAAUUCGCCGAGCGCGAUGGGUGCGUACCUGUCUUUCAGGUGAGGCCCACGGCCCCGUCCACGCCCUCCUCCCGCCCGCCACGGAUUGAAGAAUCCGUCAUUAAAAUUGACCUGUUCAGGAAUAGGUACCCGGCGUGGGAGAGACACGUUUUGGACCGAAGCCUCCGAAAGGCCAUUUUAGCCUUUGAAUGUUCCCCCGCUCCUCCGAGGCUGCAGUACAAAGACGAUGCUCUGAUUCAGGAGCGCCUGGAGUAUGAGACCACUUUAUAAAACGCCAAGAUACGGAGGAGCCACAACCUCCACAGGAAGGGGUGACGGAGGGGCUGUGGCGCUAAGGAACUCCGCCCUGAGCGGGGCAGCGCGUGGGAGCUUCCCAGGCCGGCCGGGUUGGGCUCAGCCUUGGACCCUGGGUCAGCUGACUACCCGCCGCUGGCCUCCUUUCAAAAGCAUCCCCGAGAGCCUGCGGCUGCCCCUGAAAAGCCAGGCCAGCCCAGCGGGGACUCCCUGUUGCUCCCAAUCCCUCUGUCCCGUCUCUCAGCGUAUCCACCCCAGGGGUACUUAGUAUGGAAAGGGUGCCUCCAAUCCGUAGGGUGUUCUGAUGGAGUUAACUGAUCUUUGCAUAAAAUCUGCUGAGUCAUACACACACGUCCUCUGUCACAAUAGCUUAGGUGAUUUUUCUUGAUGCAAAGCUCUGAUUCCCACAGGAAUAGAAAAACAGAGAGAGAGAGGAAAAACAAAAAACAAAAAAACAAAAAACACAUCCCUCAAAGACUCCAGAAAGACAAAAACAAAAAUUAGCACUGCUUAGAAAGAAUUCAUAAAUCAUUCUCACGUGGAAACCAAUCCCCUAUCUGAAAAGUCUCUCCAAUGGACAGAAAACCCAAGUGGGUUGACACACGUAUUAGAAUGGAUGGAAUGGUUCAUUUUCAACACGUUUUGGGAUUUCUUUUUUCAUUUUAAAUUUUCAGUUGAGAACAUCUUUUAUGACAGAAAUCCUAUGCAGCCCAUGGAUGGCGUUUGACAAGAACAAGGAGCUCAGUGAUGUAAGUUCAGUGAUAAUCAGGAUUCAGUAUUCAAUGGCAACAGGUUAAUCAAUACACAAAGAGAAAGCAGAGGGGAACUAAAAAGGCAAAAUGAGUGUCCGAUUUCCCGGCCUGCGCAGCUCGCGUGGAAAGGGCAGGGCAGAGUGGCAGGAGCCAGGAGCUGGGGUCAGGUCUGGGAACAGAGGCUCUGUGGGAUGGCGGGCAGGCGAGAAUCCAGAACAGGCCAUGCCACUCCCUUCUAGUGCCAAACACCAUCCAGCCAGGACUGACCAGGAAGCUCUGACCGGCUGGGUUUGAGUGGCGCGAGCCCCACCAAAGCAGAAGAGAGCACGAACAAUCAAGUUCUCCACUGUGUAGCUGCCCUCCCCCAUCCAAGAUCAAAGUGAUGGGUCUUAUAGAGGCUUUGGGACACGUUGUAGUAAGUCUGAGCAGACAGCUGCCGUGAGCAUGCUAUGAGAAAACCCUUCCGAACUGACUGAGGGCUUUACCACUAGAUCCAGCUAAGAUCUGUAUUCGAAUCACGUGUAAAGCUUCUGGGUUUUAAAUACCUCCGUCCAGCAAGUAAACGUUCCCCACUUUCUGUUCCCAGUGUCCUUGGUCAUGGUGCUUUUUGUUGCAUUAAAAGUGCCGGUCAAACUUUGAUAGUAUUUUUUUAUAGUUGGUGCAGAGUGGAAUAACUCAUGGAUUAUUUCAAUAUUUUUGUAAUAAAAAAAUAUAGGGUAUUCAUAUAGGCAUCAUUACUUUUUUUAUAGACCUGGAAUUGUUUAAAAGUACUUUAAGCAUCGUCAUUGCUUGGGAUGUCAGAAAAUGGUCCACAGAUCCCAUCAGCCUACCUUGGCAGAUUGAGAAUGCUUGUCUCUUGCAAAAUCACCCUACUUUGUAAUGCCGGUGCCCAACCUGGCCAGGGGUGCUAUCAGAAUAUCAGGUGACAGGAGAAGCAGCUUAACUAGAAAGGGCUUGUCAAGACUGGCCAAUGUUUCCCAGGAAAUCAAAGAUGUAAAUGAUUCCUUUUUUCCAUCCAUUAUGACAAAGCUGACCACAGUGGAAGAUGUCUUAAACUUCCUUCCCUGGUUUUAUAUUAACCCAAAUAUUAUAUUAACCUAAAUAUUAGUCAAGUCACUUUAAAAAAAAAAAAGUCAGUUUAAGUUAAUUAUACAGCUAUUUGGACCAUCCAGGUCACUUGAAACAGUCAAGUUCUAAAGUCACCACUCAGAAUCGGUGUGUCAUAAGGAGACGGCUAGUCUUAUCAUGACACCCAUGGGUAGUGACAGAGGGCUCAACCUAGGACUUCUUUUGGUACAAAGCCCCAGAGCAAUGUUUUAAAUGUAGACCGUUUUUAUCAGUAGAUCUAUUUUCCUAGUACUCCAUGAUUUGAUCCUCCAAGCAAGAGUCCACUAAAGAAAUAACAAUCUUUUGUUUGGAUGUAAAACCAUUAUCUGGUCACCAGUAAAGGCGCAGGGAGAGGCUCCUCUUGUCAACAAGUGGAGAAAAGAUUCCACUCCACUGUAGAAGGAAAAUAAACAUGAUUGUAUGGGCAAAUUCUUCAGUUGGGGGCAGAACCAUGAGUUAGUUGUUAUUCCUUCCAAGACAAGUUUGAAUUGAUGAUCUUUGGAAAUUGAAUUGCUCAGUUGAAUGAUACGUUUGAUCCCAUGAGUAAGUAGCAGAUUUUGGUAAUGUCAGUCAACACAAACCCGACAGCCCCCAUCACUCUUCGAUCAUGAAAGUCCUAAAUGGUUUCUCGACUUGAUCCUUCAUUUAAUGUGUGAAAAGUCAAAAUGAGUGCUAUGUGAAUAAAAAAAAAAAUGAUGUAUUGUGCUUUGUCUUGGAGGUGAGAAUGCAGCAGGAGGAUGCAAGAGGUUUGAAUUUAUCAAUGAUUUCCCAAAUACUAUAAAUACUGUGUUACCCAACUUCCUUGGAGAUUAUGAUGUGUUAGUCAAAAAUUCUUACUAAAGCAAAGACAUCUCCAUGGGGUUAUAAAUCACAAACUUUCUCAACGUGACAAACAAGAAACAAAAAUUAUUUCUGAGGAAAAUCAGGACUUAAUCUUGCUUCCGUGAUUCAGAAGGCACUGCUUUGCCAGCAGACCAUGUCAUAAUAAGAACUUUUAUUAGUUUCUAGAUACACCAACAACAGAGAGUUUAAAGUAUUAGGAUUUAAAAAGACAUCAUCAAUCUAUAGGGAACAAAGUUUGACUUUUGUAUUUAUAUUUAAGUUCUUCUUAAGAUUUUAUUUUCAAUGUACCCGUAAACCCUCCAUAGAGAGUAACUCAAGAAUCCAAAAGGAAUAAGCCGUGAUCAGCAGACAAACUGGAAAUGCUAGAUUCUUUUUUUAUCUGUGGUGAGUCUACUUGAUUCCUUGUGGGGGGUGUGGAGGGUGCUCUUAGUACUUGAUUUUUGCAUCUGACCAUGACAUUUUCUAAAAGAAAAUAUUAUAAAAUUUUUUUCACUUUUAAAUUAGCAUUUCUAAAUGAUACCUUAUUUAAGAGAAGAAACUUAUGUAUUUUAACCACAUUGAGACUUUAAGUAUUUGUGUGGAAGAAAAAAAAAUUUCCAUUGUAAGUCAAAAUGUGGUCCCCCCAAAUGACUAUGUCCUUUAAAUCUUUUCCCAUUUCCACUGUCCUACUUAACUAUGUACCGCCUAGUUCAGUAACCUUGACCUCGAAGACACUCUGUUACUAUUCAUUUAGGAUGUUGCUGUGAACUCAACAAAUGAAAUAAAUUCUCCUACUGACAUGGCAAGAACUGGCAAUUCAAGUAUUAGCCAAAGAUAAAACACAGAGAUAAUCUGAAGACAAAAGUAUAUUGAAGUAUUUAUACUUAAUUUCUAAAUGCCCAAUUUUCUUGACUCUAUGAAUAAACGACGUAAUAGCACUAGCCAAUUAAGCAAAUAGGAAUAAUUGACUCCCAAUAACUUUUUAAAAAAACAUCGUAUAUAUGUGUGUGGGGUAUAGAUAACAUACACGUUAUAUAUAAUACAAACACACACACACACAGCUAAAGUAGCAGGUAAAAAGAGUAAAGUAUGUAUUGCCCUUCCAUGCCCUAUUGACACAUGAACUUCUAGAUAAAAAGCCUUUUCCCCGCUCCUUUUCAGCGUCAGCCCAAGCUGAUGAGUCCAUGUCUCUAAGACAUCAACACACUUCUGAGCUUCGGUUGGAAAUACCUAGAAUUAGGUUGGAAUUGAGCACUUUUAGCUUGUACAAGCUUUCCCACUCCUCAAGGAUCUCAUCUUUUAAGCAGUUGACUAGAAUAGUUUUGAAUCAUUUCAAAGUUUCUCUCUCUAAAUAGACUGAAUGGAGCAAAGAAAACCCCCAGUGUCCUUAGCAGGAUUACAUAAGGUUAUUUAGUUGCCUUUAACUGAACCAAAUGCCAUUGAGUGGAAAAAAGUUCUGACACACUAUUUGGCCAAGAAUCCAGAAUUUUUUCUUCCAACCAACCAUUUUUCUAGACAAAAUAUCCGUUCCCCUGCAUUCUCAGAAACUUUUGCCGUUAGCUGUUCCUGUUUCUAUAGAAAGCCUGGCUGAGGUGCCUGCAUCUUUAUGUUUCUAAGCAGAAUUCCUUUCAGCCUUUAAAAAAAUAGCUCAGGCUGUCUUUCAGAAAAAAAUAGCUCAGAAGAUGGUGGAUAUGCAAGAUGCAGACACAGCAGCACUGAGCUGGUCGUCCCUCUAAUUUCAGUGAUGGAUGCAGAUCAGCUCACGUUCACUUAUCUUCAGCAACCCGAUGUCACUUUUGAAAACAAUCAAAAUGAUGGCUUCUGCCAGCUUGUGACACAUAAUACUUUUUCUCCCCAUCUGAAGCAGAAGCAGUCAAAGUGGCUAAGGAUGGUCCAUUUCCCUCUUCCACCUCCACCCCACCCCCCAUUUCCAAGUCUCUGGCCCCGACCUUCAUCCCGCUGGGAAACCACCUUGACUGUUGGGUGGCACCCCCUCUCCUCACUCUGGCAGGUGGCACUGUCCACUGCAGAGUGCUCUCUGUGGACAUGUGUCUUGUCCAGUAGCUGUCCUAAAAAUGGGCCCAUGGAAAGGUGCAGUAAGUGUCUGCGAUCACCAGCCUCAAAGCUAAAACUCUGUGGAAUGUGGAUGGAAUUGUAUAAAAACACGAUGAGCCAUUUAAUUUUGCUAAUUGUAGCAAUUAGGCGAGCUCCACACCGCCUGCUCUCACAGCAGAAAGCCAAAUGGAAGAAGUGGCAAACAGCCAUUUACUCACAGAAAUGAGGGGUUCAGAAACUCUCCCUUGAGUGUUUGAGGCAUCACAUUGUUUCCCUAUCCAUCUGAAGCUCUUUCUCUAGAUUCCAUAAGAAAAAAAAAAAAACAAAAAACAGACCUGUAAUAUUGCAUGCAGUGAUCUAGCUAAGAAAUGUAAAACUGCAGCCUUACAUUCUGCAAAACAAGGGGCAUGUUAGUGUCUCUGAAACGUCUAGUUGCUUUGCUAAGAUCACAUCCAUGUAUGUGAACAUAACUCAGAAACACUGAUUGAAUCAAGUUUUUGCUUUGGCUUCCCCACCCCAUCCCCCUGCAAGACUUUAUGCAGUUGACUCCCCAUUUUGAUGGUAGAUUUCUAUGCCUAAGAGCAGAUUGUGUGCCCGGGCUGUGCAAAUGAGCUUUAUCUAAUGAUUCCAUCCCAUUCUCAUAGCCAUCUGUGCAUUAGGUACCAUGUACCGAUGACAAAACUUAAGCUCAGAGGUAUCAAACUAUCCAGGAGUCCCACAGCUAAGAAACAGCAGAGCUGAGGAUUGAAUACACCUUGUAAUGAUGUCUAACAACUGCAAGUCCUUCUAGAAAACCAAGGAAUGUUUUCCCACCAAAAUCGCUUCCUGAGGUAGCAAGGGCUCAAGAGAAACAAAAACAUGGUUUGACAAUCAAAUGUUUCAAAGAAAAUUUCAUUUAAAAGUCAAGGAUGUUUUUCAAACAGCAAGUUAAAAAUGCAAAAGGACGCAUGGAUUAUUUUAUAAUCCAACCCAACCAAUAUUUGAUAAGAAACAGAAGUCUCUUCCUCCAGGCACUGAAUUUUAUUGCAACUACCUAAGUCACAGUAGGCAGAUGAAUGCUUCCACGCCAGACAACUGUCACCCCAUCCCCAUGGCCCCACCUGGCACUGAGUGCAAGUGAUAAAUAAAAAUUAACCUGACGUUUUUUUCCUUGUAUUGUCUACAUGUACACUAAUCUCAUCCAGUUACGCAGACUAAAAAAAAUAGCUCAACCCCCACCAUUGACCUUGACCCUCUGGCUGGAAAAAAUAAAUAAAUAAAUAAAUAUAUAAAACACGGAGAGAGGAAGGAAGAAGGAAAGAAGGAUCUAACAAAUCUUUGAGUGACUAUAUUUCCAUAGUAUAAGGGAAUUCUGUUCCAUCACCAUAAUUUCCCCCUAGAUUUUCUUUUCUUUUGUGUGUGUGUGUCUUUUUGCCUUUUCUAGGGCCAUUCCCAUGGCAUAUGGAGGUUCCCAGACUAGGGGUCUAAUCGGAGCCAUAGCUGCUGGCCUACGCCAGAGCCUCAGCAUCUCGGGAUCUGAGCCGCAUCUGUGACCUACACCACAGCUCAUGGCAACGCCAGGUCGUCAACCCACUGAACAAGGGCAGGGAUCGAACCUGCAACCUCAUGGUUCCUAGUCGGAUUCGUUAACCACUGAGCCACGACGGGAACUCCUAAAUUUUCUUUAAUGUCUCACAAGUCACAAAAUGUAAUACCUGGGAGGAUGUAUUUACCACAAGCUGAGCCAUCAGAUAAAUCUAGGCAGCUCAUCUUAAUGGAAAGUUUACCCUAACUGAUAGAGCAAACGUUUACCAAAUAUUUGUUGAGUUGGAUCAUAAAAUAAUGUAUGUGUCCUUUCUCUUCUCUGCUUAGGUGUCAAGUGUCCUGGUCUACAGGAUGACAGGGUUGUGACCCAUUCAGUGAUGUUGCUGGGUACAAAGCUGUAUGUGUGUGUGUGUGUGUGUGUUGGUUAAAUUCAUGCUCAAAAGGUAGCCAACAGUGAGCCCAAACUUUUCUCAACCUUGCUGUUUAUUUUAAAAAGCGUAUGUAGAGAUCAAUCUUAAUAUAACAUAUUAAAGAUGCAAGCGAUCAUCUGUCUUCUCCUCCCUCAAUAUGAUUUAAGCAGCUCUUUGUGAAGUGAGGUUAAAUUCUGAGUCACUAGUUUCUAUAAAAAAAAAAAAUAGCAUCUAAACAAGAUUUUAGUGUCACUGCAGCCCACUUCUUUCAGAGACAAGUGCACCUAAGGUCCAAAGAGACCAGGGUUUUUUUUAUCACCAGGAUCUUUCAGCCACUCACCUAUCAAGCAUGAGCUCUAGGCCUCCACUGCCAGACAAUACACAAUCACGCCAGAGGGAAUUCCAUAUUUCAACAGCUCACACUUUGGUUAUCGGUUUCAGAAGAGCCUUUUGACUUCAGCUCUCAAUCUUUCUACCCUACCACACUGCUUCUCUUUUAACAUCUAUAUUUAACACUAUACCAGGGCAAUGAAGACACACAAGCUUUUCCAAGGUUGUAUUAUGUAAGCCUCACAAUACACAAUUAGCCCUCACAAUGGCCAACAUAAGAGAAUGAUGUAAAUAGAAAGAUAAGUCAACAACGGAUGACUGCCUAUAAAGAGAAAGUUAUUUAAUAAUUUGUGUUUAUGCCUCUCCAAUACUAGAUAUCUUUAAAUCAAGGCCACAAAGCAACAAAAGAAAUUGGUAUGCUCUUGUGGCACAUGGCAUUUCACUCGAAACCAUCACCUCUGAAUAAGCUUUGGAGAGAUAUUCCUGAGAAUUUCUUUAAAGAAGAGAUGUGAAAGUAGGAUGACUCUGAAAUAUCUGAAAAUUACUCUCGUUGGCACUUUUCUAACCUUCAGGAAACAUCCUUUAUGAGCAGGUAUGAUACUUCUUUGUCCCAGUCACCAUUCUGGUUUUUAAUGGAAUGGCUCGUUCUGGCCACAGAUGAAUGGCAGAGGGACCGUCAGGUAGAGAGAAUCAGGACCCAGAGGGAGGAGAGUGCACAUGGGACAUGCAGGCUUAUAAAAGAUCCCCCUUUUCUAUGAGCAUUAGAGAACCCUUGCAAAGAUACCUCUCUGUAUAUAAGAGUUAGAUGUCAUGGUAGCUCCAGCAUAUACAUUAUUUAGAAACAACAGAUUUGCAGACGUAAACCUCAGUUAUGGCAAACUGAGGGCCAUUCUGAAGCACUGGCCCAGAUGAUCAGAGGAGCAACACUGAACCUCAUGGCCUUUCGGGAGUCAGGACAGCCAGCCCCAGCCCUUGCGGGCACCCAUAUCCCAGUCUUCUCUGCAAUAUGGCCUAGAGCAAUUGGCUUCCCACAGACAUUAAGAGCACGUUGCUUAAAGAUAACCAUGAACUUGCAUAACUAAUUUUCUCUGAGUGAAAUCAUUCUGGCCAGGGAAUGCCAUAAGCCCAUAGGUCCUCUAUGGGAUAAAAGGAAAGAGAGAAGGAAGCGUAUUCACUUAAUGAGCACAGAGUCACUCCAAGAAUUCCUUGGUGAAUCCCAUGAAGCAUCCGUAGAAUAGGCGACCUGAUCAUAGGGCUCUCAGAGCCCUGAUUUCUAGGCUCCUGCCACCAUCAGAAGUUCACUAAGAUGAUCACCGCCCUUUCAGCUCUUGCAUUAGACAAGAGCAUAGUUACCCUGACAGGAGGUUUGCAGAGAAAUCUCAUGUUCAACAAAACAGAUUAACAUCUAAACUAAUUAACCGACUUGAUAAGCCAAUGCCACCCGCACAAAAUUCCAUCCUGUGCUAUCAUUGAAGCCUGUCAUCUACUCUGUUAUUAGAAUUUCAGAAAAUGUACGGUUUCGUGUUUUUAUUUUACUUCCAUCUACCAAUUUAAGCUGGUGACCGGCUCCUCUGUUGCUUGAUUUGCAUUCAAAUGGAACUAAUCAAAUUCUUACUUCAUUUAAGUGCUGCAAAUAUUAACAAAUGGAGAUGUUGUGUUUAAGCUAAUUUAAUUGAACUGUUCUUGUGGCAGUCUGGUAUAGAGUUGUAUCAAAUCAACACUUCAUUAUUUCAAAUUAAUUCAUCUAUCAGUACGUUCUCAAACACCCUGAAGUAUGUCGAAGAUACAUGUUGGGGUUUCGAUCAUUGUGAGAAAUUCCGAUUUUGACUACAAGCUGGUGGAAUGCAUCUUCUGCAACACUGGUAUUUCCAUCUGUUUGCGGUUCUGGCAAAUGAGCCCUUGAGUUUGGCAUGUCAGGUCCCCACUACAAUAACAGCAAUUACCCUGCUACCUGUGGCUUUCUAGUUAUGUUGCUGAGAGUUUUUAUUCUAUUCAAAUCAAUAACAAUUACACGUCAUCCUGUAACCAAAGGAGAUCGGUCGGCUAGUCAAAGAACUGUCAUUUCAUAACCGUCUUUCAAAAUAUUCAGCUACCCUUAUUAACCUGUCUAAUAUAUUGUACACAGAAAAAGAAAUGGACCUCUGAAGUGUGUCUCGAAAGCCUGAAGUGAAAUGUUUCCCUCGGUCUGAAUCAGAGUUUUAGUGUUCUGUGAACAGGGAGAGAAUGCUUCUGCCUUGAGCAAGGGGCAGGGGGCUGGGACAAGCCAGCCACACCAGACACACGAGACUCGGCUGUCACAAGCUGCAUAUUUGCUGAUGCUAUUGAGUCCCUUCUUUUUUACGGAAACAUUCUUGGAACUUGCCAAGCUUUACUGAAGGUGAUUUGUGCUAAUUCAACAGACCCUUUAAUCUUGCCAAUUCUUGACUUGUAAUACUGUAGCCGAGCUACUUCCAGGGGCUUGAAUCAGUUAGUGGAAAGGGGCAUUGGUUCCAUGCUGUGAGGCGCACAGGCCUGGGGAGGAAGUCUUCUGUGAAGCAGAGCUCUCAGGAAUUCAUGCUACCUGCUUCAUCAUUCCGUCAUUCAUGCCAUGAGUAUUCACCUGCUUCAUUUGUUUUGGCCAGUAAGCGCGGAUUUGGAAAAAAAAAAAAAAUGAGGAAAAAGUUAAUGGAUUCCUAAGGGUUUGUAUAGCUCAGAGAACAGCUACUAGGUUAUAGAACCCACCCUAAAUGGAUACAAGUCUACUUGUGUUUGGAAAUGAAAAAAAAAAAAAAGUCAUUGUCACUGUCAUCUUCUUAUGAUUGAUCUGUCGGAGUCAAGUUGCUGCUCUACAUUUCUUGAGGCUGCCGUUGUCAGCAUUGUAAUAACCAUUUUACAAACAUUGUAUUGAUAAUUCAGAGGUAAAAUCUGCAUGGAUGUAGCUGCUGAAGAAUUUGAUUCCUGCCUUCCUAGGUGGUGACACUGCCAGUUUCACACUGAGAUACCUGUGUAUGUGGAAUUGCACCUCCUGUUGCUCUCAGAGUCCGCAAAACCUUGGUUUCAAGCUCUAGGAUCACCCAUCUGACUUCUUAGUGCGUUUUCAAAACUUCUUCAGUUUUGAGGGUUCACUUAAAACUAAAUGGGUGGUCUCAAAAUUAAAAAGCAGGGUUCAAUUCCACUUGCUCCUCUGUUUUUAAAGAAAGUUCUGAGCUGCAAGGCAAGGAGAGAUGUAUUUCAGAUUGUACUUUCUGAGUUCAUAGAACGUCAGACAUCCUUAUGAACUUAAAAAGCUUUCUGUCCAAACUUUUGGUAGAACAGUUUUAGGAGUUAACACUAGAAGAAUGAGUCAAAGUUUUCAGGUUUGACUAACCUAAUAGGUAAAGAAGAAGAAGCAGGAAUCCUUUCUGUGUGCAUUUCAGCAGUCUUUCUCCUUUGACCAUGUUGGUGACCUUCUCCAAGAGGUACCAAGAACCAUGAGUGAGAGUACCUGUUACAGGAGCCAGGACUGUCCUGCAUCCUCUACUUUGGCAAAUAAUUUCUCAGAACUAGUUUUGCUUGGCACAAGCAUUGAAAUGUAAUGGUUUAAAAAAAAAAAAAA